Molecule: messenger RNA, 4995 nt
Organism: Mesorhabditis spiculigera
Lineage: Eukaryota; Metazoa; Nematoda; Chromadorea; Rhabditida; Rhabditidae
Source: the annotation of a GenBank genome assembly
AUGCAAGCUGAAACUCCGCCUGAAUUGCGGCAGUGUUUUCGAAAAACCGACGAGCCGGAUUUCCCGAUCGGGUUGAAAGGGGAAGAUGCGGGCGGAUCGGCGUUCCUGAUCGAUUGUGGCGGCUUCUACAAGGAUUUCCUGGCCGUCUGGCGAAGCGAGAACUUGUCCAUCUACGACGUCUUUACGAAGAGCCAAUUUUCUGCCUAUGCUUUUGAGAAGGGCAGCGUUGUACAGGAUGUGUUCUACCAUCAUUUGACUUCGGAGGAUCCAGCUGGGCACCCCGGCGUGAUUGUGGCUGUGAACAACGAUGAGAAGAAAAAGUAUCUGGUCUGCCUCUUGGCUCUGGUGCCGAAUGGUAGCGCCAAGCUGUUGAGCCGCAUCGUCAUCCAGCAUAAGAUUACAACCGUCCGUACUUUGAUCAGCAGCUUCCGUAUGGAGAAGGUCAAAGGCGCACUCCAUCCGAAAAUGGGCGCCAUGCCGAACAUCAUUGCGGUGGGCACGGAGAACGGGCAUUGUUACUUGGCCAACACCAUCGUGGGAGCAUUCGGCGAUGAGGAGAAUUUAGCCGAGGAAAAAACAGCCCGGUGGACGGACGCAUUAAAGGACUUCCACAGUAGAGACGACAAAGCCGAGUUCCUCUACGAUGCUGCCGGGAUGCGGAAUACGGUGAUUAAGCCUGUGGAUGAAGUCUCCGUCAGCUCUCUGGGCUUCGUGGACCGCGCUCGAGCCCUCGUCAUCGGCCUCAACUUUGGAGGGCUGGUGCUCGUCAGCCUCUCCUAUUGCCCCAGCAUUAUAACGGUACCGCACCCGAUGUUUGGAUCUGUGCCGAAGCACAUCGUGUCGAUGGUGCCCGAAAAUGACCCACGGCCGAGGCUAUACUUCGCCGUUUCGUUCGAUGCAAGUGCCAGGGCUGCCGGUUCUGUGUUCAUCUUCGCCAUGGAAUUUCCGGAGGACGAAAAGGAGCGUAUCAACGAUCCGUCAACCUGGGAGUACAAUGAGUUGCACGCGUUUCCGUAUCUGACGAUCUCCACGCCGGAUAUGAGGGUCUGGCUGUCGAUGCGGUGCAUUGUCGGAAACGAAUGCAAAUACCACAACGAUCCCAACGAAACGAUGUCCUUGGAUACAGGACCAAGUGCGGCGCAUUCUCGUACCCUGCUCUCAUUCUUCUACCUUUCCCGCGACUCGACCACACGCGAUUUGCGUCUAAUGGGUGGCCUCUACGAUCUGAACCAGCACUACUUCAAACGCCAAAUUCCAAAGAUGCUCGGUGACGGCUCACUGGCGGCCCAGUGCCCGUUCGUCUGCUUCUUCAAGCAAGACAUUGGUGACGACGACCAGAAAUUUUCUCUCACCCUCAACGACGUGCUAAUCGAUCCGAGCCAUGUUUCACGUUUCGUCUCGGAUGUCAGCACGGAGCUGGCCUUGUUCUAUCCAUCGACCUACCGUUUCCCGAACAUCUACCUAUCGAACGGCCGCAAACUGGCCCAAUACGCGGUGGACCCGCUACACGAACAGGUCUUGCAACGUAUCGCCAAGAAUCUGCGAACGCACGUCUGCGCCCCCGAAACCGCAAGUGAAUGGCUGAGCGCCAUCGGGCUGCUAGAGGCCCCGAGCGUCGACGCGAACAACUACAUCGGCAGCUGCAGGGCGCGUGUCCUUUUCAACGUUAUGCAGCACCUCGACACUAGCCAGAUCGUGGAUAUGUGCAACAGCCUCGACGAUCCAUUGCCGCCACCACUACUUGAAGAAAUUUUCUGCUGGAUUUGGAGGGAGACGGAGCGUCAGUUCCAGACGAUGCAAGACAUUACGGAUCCUCUCUUCCGCGGCAUUACAGCCGAAAUGAAUGAAGCGGAUCAACGUUCCCUGACCGCCUGCGAAUCAACCUUCCGCGCUGCGCAACGGCUCUUCUCCUCCUACAAGCGCUACCCCGCGGACCAAGGACCAAUCUGGGAACUGCGCACACACGCGGCACAAAGCUUCCUGCAAUACUUGUCGCUCGUCUACGCCUUCAUUUACAAUCGCCUUUUGCCCAUUGAUGAGCAGACGAGGCGCACGACGAAUUUGAUGCGGGAGAAGAUGGGUAAAAGGAUUCGGGCGGCUGAGCAAAAGAACAAGUCACUCUACUUGACGUCCAUCAUCGCCAAGAUAACAGACCAGAAAAGUGAUGAUAGCGGCAUGCUCUGGCUGACCGACGGCCUCCACUCUUACCCUCCUACGUUAUUGGACAUCGUUUCGUUGUUCCCGCUGUUCGAGACGAGCGAGCGGUGCAAGCGUGCCCUACUCAUCUACUACCUACUCGACUACUACAGCUGCAGCGGGUGCUCCGAACCCGCGCUGAAGAUGGAAGAAUUCGUGGCGACGGUCGGCCGAAAACUGAAGCUGACGUGGGACGAGGCCAAGAUCCAUUACCAAGGAUGGGUCAACGAUACGGCGCUCGAGCGGUGCGCCGGCGAGCCAAAUCAAGAUUUGGCCGAUUCCUUCGACAAUGGUCCCUUAGGCCGCGACCCAAAAGUGGAACUGAUGGAGAUGGUGUCGAAGCGGCUAGACACCUAUUUGCCAGAAGAAAAGCUCAAGAUACAGCGGCUCAUCCGGCGCGUAUAUGGCGAGCCGCUGGAUAAGAUAGUUUGGAAUGUUCUUCUCUUCGACCACGGGCUUGUCGACGAUUUUGAUACCGAGAUCUACGUUGAAGAGGGUUUGCACAAGGAUGCCUAUGUGGAGCGCUACCUCCUUGUCGCCAAUCAAAUCCGCCAUCAAGUCCGGGGCGGCUCGCUAGGCGCAAGGCAUAAGCUUUCCGACGAGACGCUCACCAAUCACUUGAAAAGAAAUUCCGAAGUCCAUCAUGAAGGCGAACACACUGCACGUUUGAGCGCUUUCCGCACGGCCAAUAUUAAUAGGAAGCGGCAAUCACUGACUAACGAGCCUGCGUUCCUCAAUCGUUCGCAGAGCAAGCCUAUCGUUGGAUUGGAGACGCCGACCGUCCAACAAAUUGUUGCACAGCCCGUCACCCCUCCCAUCACUCGGCAGCUGGUACUCGAAGAAGACGAAGAGUCGAUUAUUGCAUUUAGCAAUGUCCCGCACACGGAGUUGGAGCGACUUCGCGAAAUCGUUCGCACUCCUAAGGCUCGGGCUUCGGCGGCCGCACGUGCAGAAGGACUUCACGCAAACAUGGUGACUCCAGAGCAGAACCGUGAUCGUCCAGCACCUACUAGCAUCCUGCGAAGCGCACAUAAACAGACACCUACUCGCGGUAACAUCCGUUGGGACCCGGAGAUAGCUGGCAGUGACGAGAACUCUGUUGAACAAACCUCCAUUCCACCCGACCCAACCCUCCCUAUCCCCGUCCUUCCGAACUUUGAUAGCGAUGAUGACAUGGAAGGUGAAGAGAGCGAGAUCAAGAAAACUCCGAGGAAUCAACUCGUCGACUAUACGAUCGCCGAUACUACGAUGAAUUCAGUUGCCAGCACCAGCUUCAAUCAGCAACCGGUUAGGGAACGCAGCUUCGAGGAAGGGCAGGAUGAUGAGGAAGAAUUCCACGAAACAUUGCCUGCGGGAGAAGCAGAGGAAGAAUUCCACGAUACACUGCCUGCGGCAGAAGUAGAGGACGAGGGCGGUGCUACUGAGAUCUACCUGGACGCCUCAGCGACUGAACCAACUGGCACUCCGGAGCUCAAUACGUCUCAAAGGCUCCGGUCGUUUGAAGAGCAAGGGGACGAGGAUUUCGAUGAGGUGCCGCCUGAGGCCGAAGUGCGACCACUGGAAAACCUGGCUUCCCCUUCCACGACUUUUGUCAUUCGACGUGAUGAAGUGCUGACUGAGCCUGAGAAGCAACCGGCUGCUGAGACUGCCGAAACCAAGGACGUUGAAGAGCCGGCUGCCGAAGCCGUCGAAGAAACUGCUAAAACUAGAACCCCGUCACCACCAAAACGGCGCUCUUCAUCCAGGACCCGCGCCACGACAGAAUCCACAGCAGCUUCCGCCUCUGAAACGCCGAAAAGGCGCUCCGUUUCGCGGACCCGUACUACCAGCCAGGCAUCGGCCAGCGCAGAGACUGUCGCUGAGCAACCGCCGCCGAAAAGCCGACGCUCGACAUCGCGCGGACGUCCGACUAGCAAGGUGGCUGAGGAAAAAGAGAAGGAGGAUGCCGCUCAAACCGCUUCUACCAGUCGCAGAUCGUCCUCUAGGACUCGAGCAGCACCCCAGGAAGCAACGCCGCGAGCUUCGAGGGCCGAUGAAGCAAAGAAGGCGACCCCGGCGCGUCAACUCUUUCCAAGGAAUGCCAGCGCUGCCAAAGAUAACAAAGUUGAAGACAGGCUGCUGAAUAUCGAAGCCCUCCUCAAGAAGAAUAAGCCGGGACGGCCGAAAAGGGCAGCAUCGCAGCAGGCCGAAAGCUCCGCUGCAGCUACGCCCAAAUCAGCAGCCCGCGCUCAACGAUCUGCUUCGGCCGCUCCUGCAAAGGGCGCUGCUACACCGUCUACGCCCACUCGCCGUGGUCGUCCUCCGAAGGUUGCUUCGCCGAUUCCUGAGGUGCCUAGCACCGCUAACAAGACAAGAGUGCGCGCUGCAAGCGAAAAUAAGAAGACGCCUACGACUCCAUCAAGGCAGCGCGCCAGCCGAUCGGCCAGCACCAUCAAGAAGGCAGAAAAGACCGAUGACACGCCCAAGAAGCCUGCCGCGCGAGCCACCCCGAAGACUGCGGAGAGAAAAACACCAGCUCGAACGCCGUCUGUCGAUUCGUCCGUGUCCAUGAAGAAUGCUCGUCUACGUUCCGCCACCAAGACCAAACUCGAUGCGGUCCAAGAGGAGCGAAAGGACGACGAAAUAGCAACUCCAAAGCGCGCCACUCGUGCCACGAAGACGACAGCCGCCGCUAAGCCAUUAGAUGUUGUCGGGCUCUAUGCCAGUGCUGCCAACAGAAAGCGGGCCCAACGUGAUGAGAAGGACGACGACCAACCCACGACCUCACGCCCUGGCACUGGCGCAAAGAAAGCGAAGAAA